GCGUUCUUGACUCGCCGUGGUCUGAUAACGAUUCCAUUGUCCAUCAAUACUGAAUCAGAACGUAUUAUCUGCAGGGUUGCUGAACCUCGGCAUGCUGUCCCUGCCGGGCUGCUGCCCCGAUCACGAUGCUCCCAUGGCAGUUUCAAGAUUCCAGCCUCACCAUCCCCCACCGUUCAUCGCCAGUCCUAAUAUGGCGCUAGAAUGUCGAAGUCCGGUAAAAAGUUCGGCAUGCCACGCGCGGGAGCGUCGUAACCGCCCCUCCAGAUUAUGCCGCGGCCCUCUCGACGACCGUGGAUGGCCAAAGCAGCGCAUCUGCCUGUCUUUGGGCAAAACAUCACCGUCGACGAUUGGUGAGCAGUCGACCGAGACAAUGAAUCCUUGGCAGGGGUUGUAGUAAGCUUCAGGUGGUGACGAGCACCGUCUGGCGGCAACUGAUAAGCCUCUGACUUCCAGGUUGGUACAACAUGCUGGCCAGAUACACUCAAGACGUGAUUAUGCGGACGGUGU
Parathielavia appendiculata is the source of this 507-nucleotide messenger RNA. RefSeq lists its product as uncharacterized. The transcript has a single exon. The record is from RefSeq and is a predicted model, not a curated record. The coding region runs from base 92 to 394 and encodes 100 amino acids. Lineage: Eukaryota; Fungi; Ascomycota; Sordariomycetes; Sordariales; Chaetomiaceae.